Messenger RNA from Drosophila willistoni, 1857 nucleotides. It is a transcript of the gene Alp11, whose product is annotated as alkaline phosphatase, tissue-nonspecific isozyme. Gene Ontology annotation, molecular function: alkaline phosphatase activity. Gene Ontology annotation, biological process: dephosphorylation. The transcript is spliced from 4 exons. The coding region runs from base 179 to 1657 and encodes 492 amino acids. NCBI's taxonomy places the organism in Eukaryota, Metazoa, Arthropoda, Insecta, Diptera, Drosophilidae. The record is from RefSeq and is a predicted model, not a curated record.
CAUUACUUUAAAAGCAUUUCUAUUAGAUUUUCAAUUCAGUUGGAACUUUAAUGCCAAACGAACAACUCGACAGACAGGGACAGGAACAGACGCCUAGACCGAGACAGCAAGAAAACUGAAGUGGGAGAGAGUGUGUGAGAGUGUGAGACGGAGCGAGAGCGAGAGCGAGACAGACACUAUGUAUUUGCAUAAUUUUUUACUAUUUUCCAUAACUUGGAUGAUUCUACAUCUUCUUCUUUUUGGUGAACUUACUACUGGCACCCGUCUACGUCAUGAGCCUGUAAGCUUGCUGAAUGAUGACCUUGGUCCAUAUUGGGAAGAGCGUAAUGCCAGCUAUUGGCUGCAACAGGCUCAAAGGCAAUUGAUCCAGCGUUUGGAACGUUUCCGCAAUGCUCGAGGAAUUGGUGAUGGCCCAUUGGAUAGUCGUGUGGCAAAGAAUAUCAUUUUGUUCCUAGGCGAUGGUCUGUCCAUGUCCACGUUGACUGCUGCACGCAUACUCAAGGGUCAGCGUGAGGGAUUCAGUGGCGAGGAGUGUCAAUUGGCAGUCGAGCAAUUUCCUUUCUCCGGUUUGAGCAAGACGUACUGCAUUAAUAAACAGACAGCUGACUCGGCAUGUUCGGCUACUGCCUAUUUGGCGGGAGUAAAGACAAGUGGCGGGACUGUGGGCCAAAGUGGAGAUGGAUUCAAUGUGGAGCCGAUCACCCAGUGGGCCCAACGUGAGGGCAAAGUCACGGGCGUAGUGACAACGACACGUCUAACAGAUGCCAGUCCGGCUGGCACUUAUGCUCAUGUCCAGAAUCGUGCUGAAGAGUUGGAAAUAGCUCGUCAACUGGUGGAAGAUGAGCCGGGACGGGGCAUGAAAGUCAUUUUGGGCGGUGGCUUGGGGAAAUUUGUUAGUGAACGACGCGAUGAUCGCGAUCUUCUCGAGCAAUGGCUGACAGAUAACCCGGAUGGUUGUUUUGCCCGUAACCUGGAGGAUUUACGUGACUGUCGUCAUGGCAAUGGCUCACUGCUGGGUGUCUUUGGUGACAAUCAUUUGGAUUAUCAUCUGGCUGCCAAUAAAGAGCAGCCACGUCUCAGCGAGAUGACUGCCAUGGCCAUUGAACGUUUAUCUCAGCAUCCCAAAGGCUAUUUCGCCUUCAUCGAAGGCGGACGCAUCGAUCAUGGCCAUCAUGAGACACGUGCUGGUUAUGCGCUCGACGAGAUGCUGGAAUUUGAUGCUGCCAUCGAAAUGGCCAUCAAUAUGACCGAUCCGCAUGACACACUCAUUGUGGUAACAGCGGAUCAUGCUCACACUUUGAGUCUGUCUGGUUAUGCCAGGCGUGGCACAUCCAUCUUGGGCCUAGAUAAAACCCAAACCGAUGUGGAUGGUGUACCCUAUAGUAUAUUGAAUUAUGCCAUCGGCAAAUGGCAGAGUCUCAACAAGGAGGGCAAACGUGAGAAUCCGGCCAAGACAUUAAGCAAAACUUCAUAUUUUCCUAGCUAUAUACAUGGUCGCAAGGGUGUACAUUCUGGCGAGGAUGUGGCAAUAUUUGCUCAAGGACCACAAUCGCAUUUAUUUAGCGGAGUUAUGGAACAGAAUCUAUUGCCCCAUCUGAUGGGCUAUGCGGCUUGCUUGGGUCAGGGUCUAACCCUGUGCAAUGAGACUCCCGAUUAAUGCCCGAUUAAAACCGAUUGAAGGCCGACAAAAAUAUAAUAGUGUCGCUUAUUACUCGAUCCUGAAGCAUCACUAUCGGGCGAAACACUUGGCAGCAUAUAGGUACUUUCAUCGGGUACUUCUAGAUAUUUGGACAUACGUUUGAUAUCACGAUGCAGCAAUAGAGAUUCCUGGCGUAACUCUUCAGCUUUCAGACCCUA